UUGUUCCUUGUGGGGAGGGAGGGGACAGAGGCGCCCGCAGCAGCCGCAGCCGCCAGUGCCCGGCUGUGCCACGGGGCCCCCGCAGCCAUGGACCGGUCCCCUGGUGCCGCUGCGGUAAUGGGCAGCGGCGCGAGCCCCGCGGGGUGCGCGGUGCCCGCUCCAGCCUGGCCGGGAUUCGCUGCGUGAGCGGCCGCAGGCAGUCUGGCAGUCUGCACAUCACCCAGCACAUGAGAAGGAAUGACGACUCCAUGAGGGAACUUCUUUUCAAUCACCCAUUCACCCAGUCGUGUUUCAUGAUGCUCCCAGCCAAUAACGUGCCAUUCACCUAGACUGGGAUUUACCCUGUGAAAGGGAGAGAUAGAACAUGAGUCCUAAACAUAACUUCAAGCUCUUUCUUGUGCAUCAUUUUUGGUGUAUUUGUAUGUAGAACCCUGAGCAUUGGGCACGUGCACUGUUAAACCUGCUUUGCUAGAUCCAAGAGCUGCAGCUGUGUGUUGGACUUUGAUAUUUUCUCAUCAUCAUGGCUUCAGUUUGGAAGAGACUGCAGCGUGUUGGGAAACAUGCAUCCAAGUUCCAGUUUGUGGCCUCUUACCAGGAGCUGAUGGUCGAGUGCACCAAGAAAUGGCAGCCAGAUAAACUAGUGGUGGUUUGGACAAGAAGAAGCCGAAGGAAAUCUUCUAAGGCCCAUAGUUGGCAACCUGGAAUCAAAAAUCCAUACCGUGGUGUGGUGGUAUGGCCUGUUCCUGAAAACAUUGAAAUCACUGUGACACUUUUUAAGGAUCCCCAUGCUGAAGAAUUUGAAGACAAAGAGUGGACAUUUGUCAUAGAGAAUGAAUCCCCUUCUGGACGCAGAAAAGCACUUGCCACCAGCAGCAUCAACAUGAAGCAAUAUGCAAGCCCCAUGCCUACACAGACAGAUGUCAAGUUAAAAUUCAAGCCUUUGUCUAAGAAAGUUGUAUCUGCCACCCUUCAGUUCUCAUUAUCCUGUAUUUUCCUGAGGGAAGGAAAAGCUACAGAUGAAGACAUGCAAAGCCUGGCUAGUUUGAUGAGUAUGAAGCAAGCCGACAUUGGAAAUUUAGAUGAUUUUGAGGAAGACAAUGAAGAAGAUGAAGAGAACAGAGUGAAUCAGGAGGAAAAGGCUGCAAAAAUUACAGAGCUUAUCAACAAGCUUAAUUUUUUGGAUGAAGAGGAGCAAGACUUAGCCAAUUCCAGUUCGAAUCCAUUUGAAGAUCCUGAUGCAGCAGAAUUAAACCCAUUUGAAGAUCCUGAUGCAGAAGACCACAAUACUGAAACAGCUUCAUCUUCAAAACCAGAAGACUCUUACUAUAGCGAUAAUUAUAAUCCCUUUAAAGAGGAAGGUGCUCCAGAGUACUUGAACCCAUUUGAUGAGCCAGAUCCUGAACCUGAAAUGUUUGUAACUGUCAAAGAUUUUCCUCCACAACCUGCAAAAAGGAAAAAUGUAAGACCGGUGGACAUGAGUAAAUACCUCUAUGCAGAUACUUCUAAAACUGAAGAGGAAGAGUUAGAUGAAUCAAAUCCAUUUUAUGAACCAAAAUCAAGCCCUGCUUUAAAUAAUCAAGUUACUCCACUGCAAGAAGCAGAAAAGAUGAAAAGAAAGGCUCCUGCACCACCAGUCUUCUCACCAAAGACAGAGACAGGAAUGAGUGAGAAUAUGUCAGCUGUUCCUGCAGUGAAGGAGCUUUCUUCUUCUCCUAAGCCAAGCCCAGUACCAAGUCCUGUUUUGGGGAGAAAGCCAAAUGCUAGUCAGUCACUGCUUGUAUGGUGCAAAGAAGUUACAAAAAACUAUAGGGGAGUGAAAAUCACCAAUUUUACUACAUCAUGGAGAAAUGGUUUAUCUUUCUGUGCAAUAUUACACCACUUUAGGCCAGAUUUAAUUGACUACAAGUCCCUGAAUCCUCAAGAUAUUAAAGAGAACAACAAAAAGGCAUAUGAUGGGUUUGCCAGUAUAGGAAUAUCCCGAUUGCUGGAACCUUCUGACAUGGUUUUGUUAGCAAUUCCUGACAAACUGACCGUUAUGACUUAUCUCUAUCAAAUAAGGGCACAUUUCAGUGGCCAAGAACUCAAUGUGGUUCAGAUAGAGGAGAACAGUAGUAAAAGCACGUAUAAAGUAGGUAACUAUGAAACGGACACAAACAGUUCUGUUGAUCAGGAAAAGUUCUAUGCAGAGCUUAAUGAUCUGAACCGAGAGCCUGAACUGCACCAGCCUGAAAGUGGUUUGGCAGACGUCGUUUCACAGGAUGACUCUGUAUUUGUAAAUGACAGUGGUGUUGGAGAAUCAGAAAGUGAGCAUCCGACACCUGAUGACCAUUUAAGCCCAAGCACAGCUUCCCCUUCUUCUCGCAGGACUCGAAGUGACACUGAUCCACAGAAAUCCCAGCAGAGCUCUGGAGGGACUUCUGGAUCUGAAGAGGCCAGGAAAUGCGGCAGUGCAGAUACAGCACAGGCACAGCCUUUGCUGGGAAGGAAGAAACUGCUGAAAGUCGACACUUUGGACUUGAGUGACUUGCCAUAUGUCAGUGAUCAAAAAAAGGAUGAAUCUCCAACCGUUGUUUGUGAAGACGCUGACAAGAAAAGACACCAGAGUUCAGACAGUACCAUUAGUUUCUCAGAGCAAGAAAAGCUGCGACAUACAGGAUCCACAGAGAGCAGGAGAUCAGAUCCUUGCUCACCUGUCAAAAAAACAAGUUUAUCUCCCACUUCUAAAGUUGGAUACUCUUAUAACAAGGAUGCAGAUCUUACAAAGAAAAAACCUACUUCUCUGAAGCCAAUAGAGACAGAUUCUGACACUGACACCAGAACGGUUAUAAAUCACACAGAUCAAACUGCAAAAACUGCACAGCAACGAAUAUUGUCAAGACAAGAAGAACUUAAAGAACGAGCAAGAGUUCUUCUUGAGCAAGCAAGAAGAGAUGCAGCUUUAAAGGCAGGGAAUAAACAGAUAACCAGUACUAUCACCCCAGCCCACACUAAGCAGCUGAGCGAUCAGCAAGAUGAAGAGCGACGUCGGCAGCUGAGAGAGAGAGCUCGUCAACUAAUAGCAGAAGCUCGAUCUGGAGUGAAGAUGUCAGAACUUCCUGCCUACACUGAAAUGGCUGCAGAAAAGUUGAAAGAAAGGUCAAAGGCAUCUGGAGAUGAGGAUGAUAAUACUGAGAUAAAUACUAAUGAGGAGAUUCCUGAAUGCUCUGUUACAGAAGGUGGAGAUGAACUUACUAACCUAGAAAAUGACCUUGAUUCUACUGCAGAACAAAACAGUAAGUUGGUGGAUUUGAAGCUGAAGAAGCUCCUAGAAGCUCAGCCACAGGUGGCAAAUUCACUCUCCAGUGCUGCUCAGAAAGCUGUAACUGAUAGCUCAGAGCAAGACAUUAAGAAUGGAACAGAAGAACAUCGUGCUGAGCGAUUACAAAAAGCAACAGAACGUUUUAGAAAUCCUGUUGUGUUCAGCAAGGACUCUACAGUCAGAAAAACUCAGCUCCAGUCUUUCAGUCAAUAUGUUGAGAACCGACCAGAGAUGAAAAGGCAAAGAUCAAUACAGGAAGAUACAAAGAGAGGAAAUGAGGAGAAGGCAGCGAUAACUGAAACUCAGAGGAAGCCAUCAGAAGAUGAAGUGCUUAAUAAAGGGUUCAAAGACACCAGUCAGUAUGUUGUAGGAGAAUUGGCAGCACUAGAGAAUGAGCAAAAGCAAAUUGACACCCGUGCCGCGCUGGUGGAGAAGCGCCUUCGCUAUCUCAUGGACACAGGAAGGAACACAGAAGAAGAAGAAGCUAUGAUGCAGGAAUGGUUCAUGUUGGUUAAUAAGAAAAAUGCCUUAAUAAGAAGAAUGAAUCAGCUUUCUCUUCUGGAAAAAGAGCAUGACCUAGAAAGGCGGUACGAACUGCUGAACCGAGAGUUAAGAGCAAUGCUUGCUAUCGAAGAUUGGCAAAAGAAUGAAGCCCAGAAAAGGCGAGAGCAGCUUUUGCUGGAUGAACUUGUAAUUCUCGUUAAUAAACGUGAUGCCCUGGUCAGAGAUUUGGACGCCCAAGAAAAACAGGCCGAAGAAGAAGAUGAACAUUUGGAAAGAACUCUUGAACAAAACAAAGGCAAGAUGGCCAAGAAAGAAGAGAAAUGUGUCCUUCAGUGACUGGCCUUCCUGGAGCAGAUGCAGUUGCAUUUUGUAGUCCAGACCUUUCUUACAUUUUUAAAAUACUGACCCCAAGACUGAAAAAAACGAUAUUACCAUUCAAUAUUUCAAACAAAAUUAAAACGUUUGCCCUUUUGUUAGGCCAGCUCUAUACUGCAUUGUUUUCUGGAUUUGUUAUUUUUUUCCACUCAAGCAAUAUUAUUCCAAACUAGCUUUGUAUUAUGAUUUAUUUGUGAGCUUAGUCAUCAUGUUGAAAUUCUGUUAAAUACAUUUGCACAGAAACAUUGUUGUGGCGGUGAUAUCAGAAAUGUUUAAGAGAAAAAAAUCUGUCUGUCUGGAUUUCUUUAGCUGGAGGAGGAAUGAAUUCUGAAAUAAAUAUGUUUUUGUUGUAAUAGAAUUAUAGAGAGGGAAAUAGAAAACAAAAAUCAUUCUGAAUGGUUUCAUCUAGUCCUGCCAUAUGUAAUACUUAAUAAGCUAUCUAAAUUUUAUAGUUAGAUCAGAUUCAAUCCAGUUAUUAAAAUGUGCUAUAUUUACCAGUGUUUAUUUCAGCAGCGUUUUACAUUUUAUUGUAUGUAUAAUAUAAAUUAAGACUGUCUGAUUCGCUCAGAGACUAGUUCUUUAACAUAUGGUUUGAAAAAGAGCCUUGUGAUCUGAAGAUGUGAUGUGAGAUGGGGCUAAUUGAAGUGCAUCAGUUUACAGAAACAUUUUGUCAUUAAAGGCUAUGCCAUUUUUUGUAAUUAUUUAUUACAUCUAGUUUUGUUCCCUUCUCCAUUUUGUUGGACCUCUGCAUUGGCUCCAGAACGCUGUUCAUAUUUAUUCUGUACUUAUUAAAGUCUGUUCUGCCAUUGUGUGCAACCCCCUCCCAGUUCAUGUUCCCUCCGCUUACAUCGCGCUCAUUUUUGUGACAAUUCUUUAUUUAUUACAAGACUGAGUCAUAUAUAAAUUUUCAAUAAAAGCCGAAUCUUUCUUACCGUUAA
Molecule: messenger RNA, 5115 nt
Organism: Mauremys mutica (yellowpond turtle)
Lineage: Eukaryota; Metazoa; Chordata; Testudines; Geoemydidae
Gene: EHBP1
Product: EH domain binding protein 1
Exons: 24
Coding region: 521-4138 (1205 amino acids)
Molecular function (GO): protein binding
Source: RefSeq, a predicted model, not a curated record